Diorhabda carinulata is the source of this 6724-nucleotide messenger RNA. RefSeq names its product post-GPI attachment to proteins factor 6. The transcript is spliced from 5 exons. NCBI's taxonomy places the organism in Eukaryota, Metazoa, Arthropoda, Insecta, Coleoptera, Chrysomelidae. The coding region runs from base 185 to 2590 and encodes 801 amino acids. The record is from RefSeq and is a predicted model, not a curated record. Gene Ontology annotation, cellular component: plasma membrane.
AAUCAUUAAAAAUAAUGUAUGUGCCUGUCGCUAACAUCAUAUUUCAAUAAAAUCUUAGUUUUGAUAUUAGAUUAGUAUUUCCCGCUUAAUGAUUAUUUUAAAGAAUAUAUAGAUUAGUUUUAUAAACAAUGUUAUUAGAGAUUAGAUACACGACUUAGAUUUUUAUUCAUAAAAUUUUACAAAGAUGGGUAUGACGGAUAAGUACAUUGUAUAUAGUAUUUUAGCAAUUUUUAUUAACCAAACUGCGAGCUCGAACGUAACCAUAACAUCAAGAACAGUUACAUCUUAUUUGGAACAGUAUAAGUCCUAUAAAGAUAUAAUAAUGAUACAUUUAAAAAUUCCUCAAAAUACACUGUUCGCAUCUUUCAAGUUUACUGCAGAUGAAACAAGAAUGUCCAUCUUCCCUUGCAAGACUAGAAAUGUUUCUUUAUAUAUGAAAUAUGGUGCUCCUCCAGUUGUUAACCCUGAUGGUUCACCUUUUCCUAAGGCUUUUAAAAAUGUUACAAGAUACCCUACCUACAAUACUGAAAUACAAACAAACAAAAAAGAAAAAUUUAUCAAUAUCACUUCACCAGAUCCUGGUUCAUAUUUUGUAAUUGCUUUUCUAGCAUAUCAGGAUCCUAAAUAUAAUGCAAUCAGCCAACAAGGUUUACGUGCGGACUGUUACUCUAAUGUAGAAGCCUCGCUUUUUGUUAAUAAAAUUGACAAUCCAUUGAUUGUAACACAUGAGAGUAUGUCCCAGCUGAUUGCUCAUCCCAGUGAAAGUCGAUAUUUCAAAUUUUAUGUACCUAGCCCCAAUGAUCAAGGAAUACUCUACAUUCAGAAUAUAAUUUUCCCAGACAAUGUUAACAAAUUGCUGGUUAGACUUGAGGUUAAUAAACCUCCAUCUGAAGAGGUUCACCAUAAACAAGAAAUAAUUUAUUCCAACACAACUCAUAGCAGAGUAUUCUUUUCCACAAGUUCUGAUUCAUGGCACUACAUUGAAUAUAAAUUUGAAGGAGAAAAUGAUGAGACUACCAGUGGCAACUUUACAUUCCAGAUCAAAUUUAUUUCUAAUGAACUUCCAGAAGAAUCUACUUACUAUGAAUCUUUGCAAAAUGAAACAUACUUCAACAAUUCAUUCUCAAAAACCUUUCAUAAUUAUAGAAUAACUGAUUUGGUUCCAUACAAACAGUAUGAACUUAUUCGUGAGGCAACUUCAGAAACAUUUUUAUUCUCUUUCGAAUUAGAACAAGAACUGGAAUCCAAAGUAGCAAUUCCAAUAAAUAUGACUAGUUCACAUUUUUCUUUGAUGACAUUCAAGAUCCGAGAAGGAACAGAUGUUGGUGGGACCUUACAAUUUAUUUUAGCUUUUAAACCAAGAACUUUGAAAAAUAAAAAAUUUGGAUUCAUAAAUGAACCUGAAAACCAUGUGGUGGUGGCUUGUAUAAGAAGAGGAGGUAUAGAAGUACCCACAUGGCCUAAUAAGUGUAUUUAUAACAGUAUAGAAAGUUCAUCACAACUUAUUUUAAAUAAAACGACUGAAAAUUCUACUAUUCUCAUACCAUACCCAGAGAGCGGUAUUUGGUAUGCCACAUUUAAACUUUUUUGUGGUGAAUGUGUGCCUUGUAGAUGUCCUGAAUCCUGCCAAAAACAGUAUGAACAAUGCGUCAUUGAUUGUGAACUCUCCUGUCCAGAAUCUGAAGAUUGCAAAAAAUGUACUACAAAUUGUAGCAAUUAUAUUAUAGAGAUAUACGAAUGCAAAGGCUGUGAUUGUGAAGGGCCUUGCUUAAAAGAUAAAAACUCCACUUGCAACACCAGUCUUAUUUUUGAUAUUGGGUCGCAUGCUUGUAUUUUUGGGCAAUGUUCAAGAAAUGGAAGGUGUAUAUUUGUAGUUUCUGAUGGAGUGGUAUUUUCUACUUGUUCCUGCAUGAAUAAAUAUAGAGGUUGGGAUUGUUCUGAUAAUACUCAAGCUACUCCAUACUAUAUGGUAGUAAUAGAAUUAUUAUUACUGGUAUUCAGCAACCUGAUGUUCCUGCCUGCAGUUUAUGUUGCAUUUAAAAGAAAGUAUUACAUUGAAGGUGUAACUUAUUUUUUUAUAUGUUUCUUUUCUACAUUUUACCAUGCUUGUGAUGCUGGUGAAAAUUUGCUGAAUUUCUGCCUGGUACGCCUUUCAGCUUUACAGUUUGGCGACUUUUUUUGUGCCAUAUUAGCCAUAUGGGUAACACUUUUAGCUAUAGCAGAUUUACCUCAAUUGUUCACUUCUAUGUGUCACAUGGUAGGAGCGAUCAUUUUAGCGUUUUGUACUACAAUUAACAAAACUUCUUUAUGGGUCUUUGCUCUACCAGUUUUUACGGGUUUAAUAAUUAUAGCAAUUAGUUGGUUUAUGAAAUAUCGUAAAGUUGAACAAAGAUUCGCCAAUAGACGGUAUUUGUUCUAUCAAAUACCAAUAGGGGUGACUUUAGUAGUAGUAGGUUUAGUUUGUUACGCGUUUUUACAAACAGAAGACAAUUAUAAAUAUUUACAUAGUUUUUGGCAUAUUCUUAUGGCUGUGGCCUUAAUAAUAAUAUUACCAAAGCCAAAUACAUUCCUUCCUGAAGUUAUUCUCUAAAAGUCAGUUGUUGCUUGAUUAACUUCUAUAUUCAAUAAUCCUGGCUUGUUAAAUUAAUUAUAAAUUAUAUUUAUAUUUAUCUUUUUCAAUGAAUAUUUCUUGAAAAGGUAGCAGUUUGGGCACUUGUGCACCUACUUUCUUUUCUACUUACUUGAAAAUAACCGUGAUUAUUAUUAGUGUAAAUAUUACCUUUAAUAGUGUAAUUUGCCAAAAAAUUCCCCUCUGCGUCCAGGACUCGUCCAUCCUUAUAGAUUAAAUUAUCAAUGACAAAACUCUGUAGAGCUAAUAUAGCUUUAAACGUGAAUUUUUUAUAAUUUUGUAACAGUGGAUCUCCUUGUUGUAAUUCAAUUCUACCUAUUUAUUUAUAGGUACCUGAAAUGUUCAUUAAGUUGCAAACUUUAUCUUUGUUAGUUUUUAUUAUAAUCUCUAUUGGAAAUUACUUAGAUACUCGGUUUUGAAUUUCCCAGAGAUUUAAUUAGGCAUUUUUUUGUUUUCUUAUUAAUUAUUCUUAUAUUUAUUUCAAAGCUUCUGUGAUUGUAGUAUUUUUAUAGUCUCGCCAAUAACUGAUAAUUUAUACUAUUAAAUAUAUUAUGUAUUAUUUAUUACACAUAUUAUUAUGGUAAUAUUUCUUUUAUAUUUCAAAUACAUAUAUUAUAUCGAUGAUUCAAUUUACCCAUUGAUUUUUAAUAGUCUAAUUGUCACUGGUCACGUGGUGUGCACUUUCUUGCUUCUUCAUGUACUAGCGGCUUUCUAAAUCGUCUGUGAUUCCUAUAAUCUGGAGAUGACGUCUUAGACGAUCAUCUCCAGUUAUAAUGCCAGUUACCAAUCUAAUAUCACGUUCUUUUAAAUAGGGCAGUUGUUAGAUAAGAAAGAGAGAAGGUCUAUCUAUGAGUGCCUUAACUAAUCUCAUACCAGAUGUUUCUUUAUAUAUCUACAGAGUCUAUUUUGCGAGCAGACUACUGUGAACAAUAAUUCUGGUUAUGUUAUGGACUCAUUGGUGGAUUUGCUGACCCUAAUCUGGCGAAUGAGUCAGCUUCUUGCUAAUUCUUUUAAUUUUAUCUGUUUAUUAAUAUAUUAUAUUUACAUAAAUUUAAUUCUUAAUCUCCUCUAAAUUUUCAUAAUUCCCCUCCAGACUUCCUUAAUUUUCUCAGAUAUUUACAUUUUUUAGUGGAGUUUCUUGUCUGGUCAUUUAUUAAAUUGAAAUUAUUUUAUUUAUUAUAGUUAAAAUAGUCAUAUGAAAAUGUUGUAUUUUUUUAAUUCAAUAUUGAAAAGAAAUUUUUCCAUAUGUUUGUAUAAAAUAAUCUUGAUUUUUUUUUCAAAGAAAAGAUCUUGAUGAAGAGCGAUAUUAGAUUGAAGCGUCAAAAAGCUUUUCCAUAAAAAAUUAGAUUACUAACAGGCACGAUAGUGAAUAGGGCGAUUAUGAAAAGUAAUUUGAAAAACAGGAUUUAUUAAUUUUAAACAUACCAAUUUACACAAUUACAUCUAAUAAACAAUACAUUCCGAUGACUUCCUCUAUUCUGAAAAGUAAUAUGCAAACCAAAAUGUCUCUGUUCUUGAUAAUUAAGGCUAUAAAAUGACUGUAGUGGCGUUCUACUACAUUCACUGUAUCCACAUAUUUCCUCGAUGUUGCUUGAUUGAGAUUAGAUUCUGAUGAAGGAUAAUAUAGUGCUGGAAUGUAAAUGUACAAUAUAUCAAAUUGAAAGUAUUUAUUCAAUAGAAUGUAAUAAAAAUUAAAUAUAUAAUAAAAACCUCGCAAUACAGGAUAUUUAAAAAUGUAUGUAUGUAUGAUAAAAGUUUGCAUACCUCUGGUACAGUAUCGUUGGAUAUGAAAUUAAUUUGGUUAACGUAAAUCGAUAACAUUGUAAUGAGUAUAUCUUAUCAAAUGUUGUAAACUUGUAAAUUUAUAAACAAGCACAGAAUAUAUACAGUUUUUUGUCUUUACUAAAGAAUACCUAACGACAAGAACUUACGAUAGCUAAAUUUGUGUUUGAUGUUUGAACCGCCAUACAUAACGAAAUCUUAGCUUCACCUAUAUUAUUUCCAAUUGAUUUUUUAGAAAUGUAUGAUUAUUACCAUAAGGAAAUUUUAAAUCUAAAUACUUUACAGAAAGUUUCUUGUCCCUAGGUAUUUCAUGUCAAUAUGUAUAAAUGUAUCUCUUUAUUAACUGUGAUAGGUUGGCUAACUAUUGUAUUACAUUUAAGAAUAUUACUGUUAUUUGCUAAGAAUAUAUAGUGACUGUUAUAUUUCAAUUCUUAUGUAGGUAAAUGUGUGGCUAAAUUAUAUUUAGAGGUGUAUGAAUUUGAAUCAAAUUCAUCCAACAGCCCAAUUUCUCGAAAACUGUUCAUAUGAUAUUUAGAGUAUUUGGCAGAUGUCAGCAGUUGUAUAAAUAAUAGUUCAAAAACCUUUCAGAAUCUAUGUAGACAAAGGGUGUGUUAUGAAUGUAGCAAUGACUUAAAGUAUGUCGAGUUAAAAAAAAUUAAUAUAAUUAGUCGCAUUCAGUGGACAUAACACUCGCUGGCAAGACGUUUUUCAAUUAUGUAAAUUGUUUGUUUUUGAAAAGUGUAUCCUUUAAAUACAAAUGGACAUUAUAAUUCAAAACUAAAUUAUGAGAAUAAAUCAUGGUGCUUCAAUUAAUUUUUCUCAUCCUCUUGACCGAAUUCAAUCAGUUUUUUUCUGAGAUGACUACAACUUAACGUUUGAUCACAGUUGAAUUAACAAACUUCUCGUCCUGUUCUGUCUCAGUUUUUGACCACUUUUCUCACGUUUCAGCUCCGCUACCGUUACCUAACACAAAUUGUGUCACCGAACGAUUCCGCUAGGGUCCUGUAACAGUUGCCCAACGGUUUCUUCCGCUGAAUGCCAUCAUUGACUCGAGUAGUUUAUUAUUGUAAAUUUCAACGAAAUAAUAUAGUAAACAUAACCUAAAAGACAUUUACCCUGAUGCUAUUUAACAUAUUUCGAUGGACACUUUUCGUAUAUACAUAUUAUUUUCCUUCUCUCUACAUUCCACGUAUGCUUAUUCUUAUUAUAAAAAGUAUUUCGUCUUUCCAAUCAGCUCCAGUCACGUUACUAAAAAAAAAAUUUGUUUUAACCGAGACUACUGGUAUAUUACAUUACAUAGAUUAUAUUUAGUCAAGUUCCUUUUAAAAUUUCAUUGUUUUCUAUGUCAUAAGCUGAAUUAAAUUUGGUUUAUGUUGUGGAAACGAAUUUACAUCAAUCAUUAUGUUGUGAAAAUUAAUUUUUAAUUUGGAAUUUAUAUAUUAAAUAAGGCAAAUAUUUAUGCUGCCAUAUAUAUAAGGGCUACUGUUUCCAUAAAUGCUACAAUAACACUUAUUAGAUAUCAUAAAUUAAAUAAAUAUACAUUAUGUUCUGCAUUGAGGGCUACUACAUUUGGAUUAACCACUAGCCGAGCCGGUGGUGGUGAGGUCCCCAAAAUGUAAUUUUUUUCAGGGCUUCAAUGCAUAAUCCUCAGAAUCGCGAAUCUUUUUAGAGGUUAUAGUUCCUACAAAUCACUACUAACUAUUGUUUUAAUACAGUUAUGUCUUAGAAACAAAACAGAACUGCAUAACAACACGAUGUGUUUUUUAAUUUCACUUUUAGGUAAAUAAAAAAUGAAUUAUAUUCAAUAUUAAUGUUCGUUGAUAAUAGUUUUUAAUUAUUUAUUAAGUAUAUAUUUGAACAUCUACCUCAAUACCAGGCUAAUGUAGAAGAGUCGGUCACAUAAACUUUUACAUUCUUGAAAUUGUGAAUAAACUGAGAGAUGCAAUUUUUAUAAAAAAUAAGUAUUUCUAAUGCUAAUGAUGAACAGUUAUUAGUAUUAAUGUGACAAUUCCUUUUUCUUGCUUGAAAAAAAAAUGUACGUCACACUUUACUGUUGAAACAUUCCUUACAACAUGCCAUGUGAUCAAAUUUGACCAAGAAAAAAAGUUUUUACGUAUUUUAAUUACAAAUCUUUAUUAUCGUGUUCGAAAAGGCUUCUUUCGAGCCAUUAGAAGCAUUCAAACGCUUUAUACAAUGUUCCAAUCACUUAUUGUAAGACUCAGCUGGGAUGGCCUUCUGUACCCUAAGCGAAUGACUUUUUAUGGAUUCAUGGUGUGUCCUGAAGCGGAUUUUUGAGUUUAGAAAAGAAGAAAA